GGGCGCGCAGUGGGCUGAAAAUGUUGCGCGUUCAAGGGAGGAAAAAAAAAAAUCGGAGUCUGCGCAGUAGCGUUUGUUCUCGACACUCCGAACUUUCGGGAGAACCGCGGAGGAAGGAGAAGAGGGAGAGAACAACGCCAUUUUUUUCUGGCCCCUGUGCAGUCAGACGGGUGUCUUCAGUCCAGGCUGGCGGGUGGCUCGGGACCAGACAGUCCUGGUGUGGGGUUGGGGGGGUGCUGAGAUCUGGAGUCUGUACCAGCCUGAGUUGUAGCGGGCUGUGAGCGGCGGCGGCGGAGGAGAGGGCGAGGCUGGAGCCAUGUCGUCGGCCUUGUGGCGCGAGGACGAUGAAGAGUUCAAGUUGGGAGCGGUGAGAGCCGGGGGGGCGAGAGGCAAGCCGAGGUUCUCCAUGACGGAGAUCAAACUGCUGCUGGAGGCGGUGAAAAGGAACAGAUACAUCCUCCUCAAGAAGUUUAACCAAGGCGUGUCGGCUGAAGCCAAGAAACAAACCUGGACUGAAAUCACCAAUCAGAUCAACGGUCUGGGAGAGAAUCACAGAGAGGUGCGUCAGAUCAUGAAGAAAUGGGCCGACCUGAAAUGCGAUGGAAGGCGAGCGCUCCGGGGCCCCAACGGCAGCAACGUGAGGAAGAAGAGCAUGGGCCCCGUGGAGAGGAUGGUCCACAAGAUCCUAAUGAUGAGUCCCAGAGGAGGCGGCGAAAGUGAUUUUGACCUCGACGAAGAGGACGACUUUUCAAAGGUUUACAGCAAAGGCCCGCCCCCCAACGCUCCCCCGUUCUCCUACCUCAGCUUGACGGACAGCUCCCAGUCUAUACCCGGAGGAGCCUCCUAUGACUUCUCUCCUCUCUCCUCCCCGGAGAAAGAUCUCGCCGGCGAUCCUUUCUACUCCUCCCCUGACUUUGACCUGGCUGACGAUGGAGACCACACCAUGGACUUUGAAGAGAACGACGACUCCUUGUUCUCCUCCUACCCUUCGUCUCUCCCCCGGCCCGCCUCCCCGUCCCUGGACCCGCUGCCCGACAACGCCCUGCUGAGGAUGAAGCCGGUCCACACCUACUCCCGAAACAGCCAGAACCACACCACCACCACCACCCCCACCCAGAACCAGAACCACCACACCUCCACGAGACCCGCCCCUGCUGGGCCCUCGGCCUCCACGUGCUCCCCUUUCCCUCCAGACGCAGCCUCCUCCUCCUCCUCUUCCUCGGCCGCUCCGCUCCCGCUGGAGACCACCUCCUCCGCCUCCACCGUGACUUUCUCUUCCCUCCUUGCUCCUUCCUCCUCAUUCACUCCCCCGCUCCCUCCUGCCUCCAUCUCUACAUCUCCUUCCUCUUCUUCACCCUCUAAAUCUGUCGCGCCCCUUCCUGCCGCGGUAUCUUCCUCCUCCGUUGCUUCCAGCGCAGCCUCUUCCAACUCCCAUCAGCCGUCCUCUUCCUCAGUCCUCCCACCCAAUCCUCCUCCUCCCUCCAUCGCCGUCGCGUCGGACCCUCUCCCGGGCGGAGCGUCCCAGCGCCGGGCCCGCGAGCAGGUGGCCCAGAUGGCCAAUCAGAGCCUGCAGCAGCAGCGCGCCAGCCGCAUGCUGCUGACCUCGGUGUCCCAGUCUCUGGAGGUGCUGGCCCAGUCGGUCCAGCUGCUGGUGGAGAGCCAGCAGGAGUUUGUGCAGGAGUCUCUGCUGCUGCAGCGGGAGACCAUGGAAGUCCUGAGGGAUUUCUCCAACACGGCGCUCACCAUGCUGAGGGACAAAACCAACGGGGGCCAGCUGCCGCAUCCUCAUCCCGCCGCGCACUUCUGAGGAAAAUGGUAUCGCGAACCAAAACCAAGUUGCGCGGGUAAAAUAUUGGCGGCAUUACAGGCGAUCAGCCGCCAUGUGGAGGGGGAUUUCAGACCUGCCUCCCUCCCGCUCGGUGGUCUAAUCGUGAAAAGAGACGGCUGAUAAUUUGAUGGCUGCUGGGACAGAAAAGUUCCUUCUUGAAAAUGGGAAAAAGUUUUUGCCCAAAGGCACAAACACACAAGUUUUAAGCCAUUAUCUCAACGGUUGUUUUUUUUUUUGAGGGGGGGGGGGUUUAUGUGCCUGCAUCUUUCUUUUUUCUUCUAUUUCUUCUUCUAUAUAUUCACACUUUUGUUUGUUGCAGGCUCAUGGUUUUUUUUUUUUUUCAACACUGUAAACAAUUUUUACUGUAAUGUGUCAGUAGAGUAUGAAAGUACUAACUAGGGCUGCUGAACUAUUAUUUUCAUAGUCGAUUAAUCUGUCGAUUAUUUUCUCGAUUAAUCGAUUAGUUUGUUU
Perca flavescens (yellow perch) is the source of this 2299-nucleotide messenger RNA. RefSeq names its product polycystic kidney disease protein 1-like 3. The record is from RefSeq and is a predicted model, not a curated record. Bases 317 to 1807 code for a protein of 496 amino acids. NCBI's taxonomy places the organism in Eukaryota, Metazoa, Chordata, Actinopteri, Perciformes, Percidae. The transcript is spliced from 7 exons. Gene Ontology annotation, cellular component: nucleus.